UCUAAAGUCUUGUUUUCUAUCAGUUCCUUAGCCGUUUGACCCACGACCGACCGUUUAUGUUCGUACUCGUACCAUUGUAGAGUAGUCCAUAUUCGUCAAGUUUGUACAGAGUCUCGACACGAAUUCUGUCCCUAUCGUCACCCACGAGUGGCCAUCAUGGUGUACUGUAUUGUAUUUCGGUAUAUGAAUUGAAUGCUAUGGAUGCGCAGAAUGCUGUCGAGUCCGCAAACACGAAACAGGCUGCCUCGCCGAAGCGGGGAUUUGCUGAGUCUGAAGAUCCCAAGUCGACGGUGACAGCGAAUAACGCCACAACCAAUAACAUUAAGCCUUCACUGACUGCAAAAACCCCUUCCACGUCUAAGGAGUUGCGACCCGUGCCGAUAUUACCAAGUGCGCAGGAUGAUGAUGUUGGGCCUGAUCAGAACUCGGACGCCGAGACAAUCGUCCUGCCAGGCAAGGACGGUGUCUCUCCCUCGAAACCUCGAAAGGUAAUAAAGCACGAAGAUAGGAGCGAUGGUGAGAUUGAUGAUGUUUUACCGCCUCCGAGGAAGUAUCUGAAGGAUGGUAAAAACGGCGAUCGCAAUGGUGGCCCUUCCGAUGAUGUAGCCUUCCUAGAAAGAAAGAAGCGACUACCUGGAAAAGAGAAGCAACCGCGAAGUAAAGAAGUAUCAAGUGGGCUUAGUUCUGCUCCUGCUUCUCCGCCUCCACACCGUCGCAAUAACCACGAGCACAUCCACCGGCGUCGCAGGUCCAGUGAUGCACAUUCGGAAUCAGGCUCCGAAUCAUCCAAGACGAGACCUAACAAAGAUACUAUCAAACACAAGUCGAAAUCCGUAGAUAGGUUACUACCUGGCAAGCGCAAGGCACCCAAGGCAGAAUCUGAUGACGAAGGCGAGUCGCGGAAGGUUCGUCGACCGCGUAUUUCAGACGCGGGCCUUGACAACCAAGCUGUUGCUAGGGAGAAGGACCAAAAACCCUCAUCAGUCCGCCUUCCCCACGACAGACAAUCCACUUCUCGAAACCGAUCACUGUCACCUCAUGGUCGCGUUCACCGACGUAGCCUUUCAACGCAACUUCCAUCUCAGUCUUCGAAUGGCUUUAGCACGAAGAAAAGGCGUAUACCUGCACCCCUUCAAUCUACCGAUUAUCACUCCGACGAUUCAUCUGCCAGCGGAAGCCCGCAUCCUCGAAGUUCAAAAUUAAGAAGUAUAGCUACCCCCGUCACUGGUGAAUCAACAAUCUCGCCCGCAAGGAUGCCAGCCCACAAGAAGCAUGUUGAUAAUCAUGGGCAGACCUUGCUCGCCAAGGCUUGUGCGAAAGGCGAAUACGAAGCUGCUAAGAAGCGGUUGACCGAACGACCUGAAGAUUUAAAUUUUGCUGAUUACGCUGGAAACACACCUCUGCAAGUUGCGUCACUCAAUGGCCACGAACAAAUUGUCCAACUUCUUAUUGAUGCGGGAUGCAAUCUGGACUGCCGAAAUAGCGAUAAGGAGACACCACUUCUCGAUGCUGUAGAGAACGGCCAUCUAGGUGUCGUGAAACUCUUGCUGAAGGCUGGUGUAAACCCCCGAAAGGCGGAUGCUGAGGGACACGAACCGUUGGAGAAAGUACCCGACGAGCUAGAAAACGCUGAAGAAAUUCGAGCUGCGUUGCGAGAGGCGAAGGAGAGGGUCGGCGAGCUGCGGCGAACUUCCGAAGACCACCCGCCUCACGAUAUGCCGGAUACCCUUUCCUCCCACGGACCUGAAAGCCCCCGUCGUUCACCCGCGGCGUCGGGCAGCAGCACAUUAGCGGCUCAACGCCGCGGCGGUGCCGUACGGUCGACGAAGACCAGCAAUCAUCUGUUGUAUAUGAAUCUCGAUGACAAGACUCUUCGACAAGCUGCGGCGCGAGGUGAUAAUGAGACGGUGACUCGUGUACUGCAAGUCAAGGAACGCUGUGAUGACCCUGAGGCUCUGGUCAAUGCAGCUCGCGGUGGCCAUAGCUUUGUGGUCGAACUCCUGCUCGCCUUAGGAGGCGCGAACCCAGAUCCGCUACGACCUGUUCCAGGCCUCCCGGCAGAACAUGGGACGCCAAUGUUAGCCGCUAUUGGUGGAGAGAAUAUCGAGGUUAUUAAGCUUUUACUCAACGCGUCUAAUUUUGACCCGACUCGUCGUUAUAAAGGUCAAACCUAUUACGAAAUAGCUAGACGUCGGGAGGGACCUAUGUGGAAGGAGGAAGAGCAUCUUCUAAAAAAUGCUUACGACGAAUUUAAGAAAUCGCCUAAAGUUUCCUCCAAGACAAAGUCACCGGGUAGGCGAGACCGUGAUCGCGAACUAGACCCAGAAUCGAGACGUGCCAACCGCAAUGAGUCGAACUUGGACGCUGUCCGAUCGCAUAAGCGUCGGCCAUCUAGCCCCUCCCGAGACGUCGAUUCUAAAAAGAAGGCCAGUCGCGAUCGUAGAGAGUUAGAUAAAGCAAGCCCUCUAGAAAAGACUAGCAUCACUGUAGCCUCCGACGACGUUGACGUGGAUAUGCGUGACGCACCCCAAACACACUCAGUUGAAGAGAGCGAAGCGCAGAUCGACCGUGAGCGCAAAGAGGCAAAGAGAAAGCAAGCUGAAGCUGAAGCGAUAGCCGCCGAGGAAGCGAAGAGAAAGGAUAUCGAACAAAAACGUCAAGAAGCAGAGAAGAAAAAACAGGAGGCAGAAGCACGACGACGGGAAGAAGUUGAAAAGAAGCGUCUUCAAGAAGAAGAGCGAAUCCGCCUAGAGAAAGAAGAAAAGAGGCGAAAAGAAGAGGAGGAAAGGGUGCGACUAGAAGAGGAGCGAAAGGAGAAAGAGGAGCAGGAGAGAAAGCUACGAGAAGAAGAGGAGAGAAAACGAAAGGAGGAGGAAGAACGCAAGCGACAAGAGGAAGAAGCUAGAAUCCGUCGCGAGAGGGAGGCCGCCGAAGAAGCUCAACGCUUGCGAGAGGAGGAAGAGCAAAAGGAACAAGAGCGCAAACGUGCGGAGCGAGCUGCACGUGAAGCCGAGAUGCAGCGUGCUCGCCAGGAGGAGAUGGAGAAGAUCCGUCUAUCCAAGUUGCCUCCUCUAUUACGCUGGCUUGAUGCCUGCCCAAACCCCAAGCAAAAGGAUAUAGCCGAGCUCUUCGCUAUAGCGCGAGGGGUAAGGUAUGAUACGAUUAACCCUUCCGCAACUGGUCACGCAAGCGGACGCGAGCAGUGGUUGCUUAACACCCAAGUUGCCCUACUUUUGGGCGAGAAAGAUACCUCGCUGUCAAGAUAUACUGCGUGGGAACGUAUUCCAGUAUCGCAUAUAGCAAAGAGAGUUAUCUGGCGUCUGGAGCAGGAUAGAUAUGCUCUAACAGAAGGCAAACUGUAUCACUUGGGAGAACAAUUACCCAAUUUCUACGGAGGUAAUCCUUGGUCAGUUGGCUAUAGGAGACUCGAACAGAUUCGUGGUGAGGCGUGGAAGUGUUUCUCCGAGACGGAGAUGUUCUUUGUCAAACAAUCCGACUUCCUCUAUAUCGUUCCUACCAUACCUCACCUUCGUAACGUCAAACUAUCGAUCUGGUAUUGCGAGCUCCCAGAGCAUGAAUCCGCCCUCUCAACUUGGAGUACCCCAGCCAAAUGGAAGCAAGAUCCGGAUGCCGAAAGCCGUGGAGGGUUUGCACCCCAAUCCAAGUAUUAUAUCAACGGGGAAUUGGUGGGCGAGAAGAAGCCACAGCCAUACCAACCAAGCAAAACCCCAUUUCCAGACCACCGAGUCCCAAGAAGGGGCGGGCUUGUUGCAGUCACGCCGGAUGAGCCUGACUAUGCGCGCAUCUGCAUUGAGCAGGGUCUAACACACCUCCUUACGGAUCAACAAAAACAAGCUGUGCUGAACGGGGCACAUUUGACCCCUCGGAGCAUGGUGUCGAACGAGGCUCUAGACUACGUCGGCGAGAAUUUGUCCCCUUCGACCGAAUUACCGAGUACUAGACUAGUCAACGGCAUCAAGAGCGCCCACGAGUCCCCGGACAAGCUUCCUGUUAAUGGCACCAGUGGAGACGACUCGGGGAGCCAACGACGGGGUAGUUAAAUUGGACUAUUUUAACAGCGCAAUACGCAUAUCCUACACACCCUUCACCCUGGUAGCGUUUUCUUGUCCCUGUACGA
Daldinia loculata is the source of this 4138-nucleotide messenger RNA. RefSeq lists its product as uncharacterized. NCBI's taxonomy places the organism in Eukaryota, Fungi, Ascomycota, Sordariomycetes, Xylariales, Hypoxylaceae. Bases 198 to 4061 code for a protein of 1287 amino acids. Gene Ontology annotation, molecular function: protein binding. The record is from RefSeq and is a predicted model, not a curated record. Gene Ontology annotation, cellular component: nucleoplasm. The transcript is spliced from 4 exons.